ACUUCCAAAACCCGCCAAAUAGCUUCUCUGGAAAACCCGCCAACCUCCCAACUACUUCUUCACCAAAAAUCUCUCUCUCUCUCUCUCAGCAUUUUAUACUUGCAUUUUAGUAGCUUUCAGAAUAUAUCGAAAUCCAUAGCUCCAACAAAACUCCAUCACCAGCAUCAACCAUGGCAAUUCGAGGCUGAGGAUGUUUUUGUGAAACAAACCGUUGGAGCUUUCAGAGAUGCAGCAACAAAAAAUGGAGCAACCCGAAGAGGAGUUGAAGAAUGUGGAGGAGCAAUUGCAAGCAGUGGAGGUAGAAAGAGAUCGAGCUGUCGAUGAGCAUCAAGAGACGAAAAAAGUGGCAGAAGAGGCCAACAUGAGGCUUAGUGAAGAAUUGGCAACGCAGAAUGAUGUCGGGAUGCUCUCAGAAUUAAGUUUCACGAAGGAGCUGCUGUCGAAUGCAAGGCAAGAACUGAAGAGUACAGCGGAGAAUAUUGAGUCUUUGAAACUUGAGUUGGGAAAGGCCAAAGGUGUGGAGCUCAAGUUGACUGAGAAUGUAAAAACCUUUGAAGCUCAAGCGAAGACUUUAUUGUCUCAAAACGAAGAAAGGAUUCGGGAAUUGGAGAUCAAAGCGGACAAUGCAAAAACCUCGGAUGCUCAUGCAAAGGCCUUAUUGUCGGAAAGUAAAAAAAGAAUUCGCGAAUUGGAGAUGAAACUGGCAGAGAAUAUGAAGUCCACUGAGGCAGAGGCUCACACAAAGGCUUUAUUAUUCACAAAGGAAAAAAGAAUUCGGGAUUUGGAGCUCAAACUGGCAGAAAAAGCGGAAAUCUCCGAGCCUCACAUGAAGGCUUUGUUGCUCAAAAGUGAGGAAAGAAUUCGGGAAUUGGAGUUCGAACUGGCAGAGUAUAUGAAGUCCACUAACGUAGGGGCAGACACAAAGGCUUUACCGUCCGAAAGUGAAAAGAAGGUUGGGGAACUUGAGGUCAAAAUGGCAGAGAAUGCAGAAACCUCCGAGGCUCAAACGAAGACUUUAUUGCUCAAAAGUGACGAAAAAAUUCAGGAAUUGGAGCUCAAACUGGCAGAGAAUGUGGAAACCUCUGAGGCUCAUACAAAAGCUUUAUUGUCAGAACGUGAAGGAAAAAUUCGAGACUUGGAGCUUAAACUAGCAGAGAAUGUUAGCACCUCCGAGGCUCGCGCAAAGUCUUUAUUGUCUGAAAGUGAAGGAAGGAUUCAGGAAUUGAAGCUCAAACUGGCAGAGAAGGUGGAAUCCUCUGAGGCUGAAACGAAGGCUUUAUUGUCUGAAAGUGACAAGAGAAUUCGAGAACUGGAAAUGGAAAUAGAGAAAAGGAAGCAAUCAGAAGCAAGAAUUCUUGAUUCAUUGAUCACCCAAACCAACCAACUUGAACAGACCAAGGUUUUACUUGAAGAGGCAAAGUUUGAGAGUGCCUCUUUUCGCAAGAAAUUGGAGAACGAAGAUGAAUCCGCCGAAAGUAGUCAAGAUAGUAGUGCAUCUCAUGAUCAUGAUCAACCCGAAAGUAAUAUUUCCAUGAAGGAGGAAUUAGAGAGUCUCAAGUCUGAGCUUCAAUUGACAAAGGAGAAUCUGGUUGAUGUCCAAAAAAAGGAGCAACUUGCUACGUCGAUGGUUGAGAAAUUACUUGAGGAGAUUAAAGUACUUAAACAUGAACUGAAGUUGGCAACCGAAGCUGAAGAAAAUGGAGGAAGGGCGAUGGAUGAUCUGGCUUUCGCAUUGAAAGAAGUUGCGACAGAAGCCAACCAGUUGAAAGAUAAACUUUGCGUGAGCCAAGCAGAGUUAGAGCACUCAAGAGCACAAGAAGAGCGUCUGAAUGCAAUCUUAAAGAGCAACGAGGAAAGUUACAAAACGCUACUGGAUGAAGCAAGGAGAGAAGCCGAAAGACACAAAAACGUUGCUGCCAGGUUGAAAAUAGAACAUGAAGAGUCGGUUUUGGCAUGGAGCGGGAAAGAAACCGGCUUUGUUAAUUGUAUUAGAGGAGCCGAGGAGGAUCGACAUGCUGCACAACAAGAGAACUUUAGAUUGCACGAGUUGCUUCUAGAGACGGAUAAUAGAGCCAUGUUAUCAAAGGAAGAAAAUAGCAAGUUGCGCGAUAUACUUAAGCAGGCCUUAAAUGAAGCAAAUGUUGCAAAAGAAGCUACCGCCAUUGCUCAAGCCGAAAAUUCUCAACUCAAAGAUACCCUGGCUGGAAAAGAGGAGGCCUUGAAUUUCCUUACUCGAGAGAACGAAAAUUACAGGGUAAAUGAAAUAGCAGCUCAUGAAAAUAUUAAGGAGUUAAAACGGUUGCUUAUUGAAUCGUCAAAGAAUGAGGAAAAAGAGAAAAUACCAACAAAGGAGAAUGAUUGCAAGAAAGAGGAGAAGGAGAAAACGUCGUCAAAGGAGAAAGACUGCAAGAAAGAGGAGAAAGAGAAAACGCCAUCAAAAGAAAAGGAUUCGAAGAAGGAGGCUAAAGAGAAAACACAAUCAAAGGAAUUGAAGAAGGAGGUUAAGGAGAAAAAACCGCCAAAGGAUGUGAAAAAGGAGGAUACAGGUAAAGAGAAACCGCCAUUAUCAGGGGACGCAAAGAAGGAAGAUAAAGAGAAAACAUCGUCAAAGGAUGACAAGGACACUGCAACAUCUCAAAACGGAAGCAUAUUUGGCAAAGUUUUCAGUUUCAACCUUAAGGAGCUCAAAGUUUCAAACACGCAUGAAGAAGUUGUUGAUCAUGACGAUGAUGAGAUUGAACUAGACGAGGCUCUGAAAGACUCGAUAUUUGAGGUAGACUCUCCAGGGUCAGCUGAUCACCGAAGAAAUUCUUCUUCUACGUUCACAGACGAUGGAGAUGGGUUCCAAUCGGAUGAUUAUGAUCAUCUAGAUGGAACUCCAGGUGAGAAUUCAAGGAAAAAGAAAGCAUUGCUACGAAGAUUCGGAGAUCUUAUAAAGAGAAGCACUACUUAUAGUACCAAAAAGGAACCAUCGCCGGAUCCGAAAAAGGAACCAUCGCCGGAUACCAAAGAAGAAACAUCACCAACCAAAAAGGAGCCUUCACCAGAAUAGUCAAGCUGUAUUUUUGCAUUGUUCUUCUUGUUUUCAGUUAGAUUUUCUGUACAUAUUCAUCUACUUUGUAUGAUUUGUACGUACUUCGUUGUAGUUAUAACGUACGUGUUUAGUUUUUGUUCACACUAAAUAUACAACAUAAUUUUCUCUUUCUCA
Messenger RNA from Malus domestica (apple), 3208 nucleotides. RefSeq names its product WEB family protein At3g02930, chloroplastic-like. Lineage: Eukaryota; Viridiplantae; Streptophyta; Magnoliopsida; Rosales; Rosaceae. The record is from RefSeq and is a predicted model, not a curated record.